AUGACUCCAGAACAGAUUGCCGUGAUAGCUCAAACUCUUCCGUUCCUGGAGCAAUACGGGGAGAGUAUCACCAAAGCAUUUUAUAGGAAUAUGCUUGCCGCCCACCCGGAGCUGAAGAGCGUGUUCAAUAUGACAAACCAGCAAACUGGACACCAGGCAAAGGUUCUUGCUGGAGCCCUCUACGCUUACGGAGCGAAUCUCAACAACUUAGACGCACUAGGUCCAAUGCUAGAAUUGAUUUGUCACAAACAUGCAUCUUUACAAAUCACUGCGGAUCAGUACGAUAUCGUCGGCUUGUAUCUGAUCAAGGCGAUGAAAGAAGUUUUAGGAGACGACUUCACACCAAACGUGCAAGAUGCCUGGACUUCCGCUUAUGGCCAACUCGCGAGCCUCAUGAUUCAGAAAGAGAGCUCGCUCUAUGGCCAGCAUGAGGAAUGGAAAGACUGGAGGGACUUUCGCAUCGUCACUAUUUUCCAUGAAUCCGAGGAGAUUUCCUCGUUUUAUCUCUUCCCUGUUGAUAGCAAACCCCUUCCAACCUUCGUACCUGGCCAAUACGUCUCCGUGCGUGUCUAUAUACCGGAAAUGGGCUACAUGCAGGCACGACAAUACUCAAUGAGCGAUAUCCCCUCAUCUAAAUACUAUCGGAUUAGUGUGAAGAAAGAACGGGGUCAGCAAUUUGCCCCCGGUGUACUGUCAAAUGCUCUCCACGACAUUGAUGCCCCAGGCGGAAUCGUGCAGGUCUCACAUCCUGGAGGUGACUUUCUCUUGAACAGCAUCCGUGAGCGCACACCAAUUGUUCUCAUUGCAGGUGGCGUUGGUAUAACCCCAUUGUUGUCUAUGUUGAAGUUCCUCACGUCAACUGGAUCCACCGUGCAGCGUCCCGUACAUCUCAUCUACGCUACAAGAACCACGGCUGCACGGGCCUUCUUCAAGGAAAUAAUUGAAGCCAGUCGCUCCGAUGCUACAGCCAGAGUGACGUUCUUUGUCGAAUUUCCCGAGGCUAGCGACAAGGCUGGUAGCGACUACCAUCACCUAGGUCGCAUCGACCUGCAACGCCUGGAUGCGCAUCGGGAUCUUUUCUUGAGUGACCCGCUUACGGAGUACUACAUAUGCGGUCCGUCUCCAUUCCUCGAAAUGGUUAAAAACUCUUUACUCAAUAAAAGAGUAAAGUCAUCCAAGAUCAGGAUGGAGGUCUUUGGCGCUGGUGGCUUUGUUGAAACCAAGUCCCAGGCACGUUUGUAA
Messenger RNA from Penicillium samsonianum, 1242 nucleotides. RefSeq names its product Globin. The record is from RefSeq and is a predicted model, not a curated record. NCBI's taxonomy places the organism in Eukaryota, Fungi, Ascomycota, Eurotiomycetes, Eurotiales, Aspergillaceae. The transcript has a single exon. Bases 1 to 1242 code for a protein of 413 amino acids. Gene Ontology annotation, biological process: nitric oxide catabolic process; cellular response to nitrosative stress. Gene Ontology annotation, cellular component: intracellular anatomical structure. Gene Ontology annotation, molecular function: FAD binding; oxygen binding; heme binding.